Fomitopsis serialis is the source of this 1734-nucleotide messenger RNA. RefSeq names its product WD40 repeat-like protein. Gene Ontology annotation, cellular component: small-subunit processome. Bases 1 to 1734 code for a protein of 577 amino acids. The transcript is spliced from 6 exons. Lineage: Eukaryota; Fungi; Basidiomycota; Agaricomycetes; Polyporales; Fomitopsidaceae. The record is from RefSeq and is a predicted model, not a curated record. Gene Ontology annotation, molecular function: protein binding; snoRNA binding.
AUGCCAGACUCCUUCUUUGCAGCACCCAAGACGCGCAAACGCAAACGGUCGCAAGAUGCCACCGCCUCUUCCUCCCGACAACCCGGACGCAGCGUUCCCAACAAGCGAAGCAAACAAAAGCCCGGCGCCGCCCCCACACCCAAGAAGCGGAGGGAUGAAGAGCUGUCGGACGAGACCCAUGACUCGGACGACAUUGGUGGGAUUGACGAGAUGGACCUGCGCGCACCGGACGUCGACCCGGACGCGUACGAGAGCGGUGAGGAAGACGAAGAGGAGACUCCCGCGGAGAAGCGGCUGCGGCUUGCGAAGAUGUAUCUCGACGGAGUGAAACAGGGUCUUGGGCUAGCGGAGGGAGAGUUCGAUGCGGCGGAGAUCGACCGCGAACUCAUCUCGACGCGACUCAAGCAGGACGUCCUAGAGCACUCGGGAAAGGUCCAUCUGUUCGUAGCAGAUAGCUACCAGAUUGAGGACGCUCCGUCAAUACGAACGCGCGGUCACCGCUUCUCCGUCACAGGGGCUGUUGCGUCUCCGUCCGCACGGUGGUUGUUUACUUCGGGCAAGGAGGGCGCUAUCAUCAAGUGGGACCUGCACACCGGGCGCAAAGUACACACAUUCCUUAAGUGCAGACCCGACAAGGGCAAGGGCAAGGGCAAGGACGUGUCGGGACACACAGACGAGGUAUGGGCUCUCGCCGUGAGUCCAGACGGACGAUACCUCGCAAGCGGUGGGAAGGACCGACGGGUCGGUGUAUGGGACGUUGAGAAGAACGAGUGGGUGAAGGGCUUCACAGGGCACCGAGAUCACAUCUCUGCACUCGCCUUCCGGAAAGUACAGCCGAACGCUACCACAUCCACACAACUCUAUUCCGGCUCGUUCGACAGGACGCUUAAGUUGUUCGACCUCACCUCGAUGGGCUACGUGGAGACGCUCUUCGGGCACCAGGCCCCGGUGCUCGCGCUCGACGCGCUCCGGAGCGAGACCGCGGUCAGCGCGGGCGGGCGCGACAAGACGGUGCGGUUCUGGAAGAUCCCGGAGGAGACGCAGCUCGUCUUCCGCGGCGGGGGUGGGAGCAAAUGGAGGGACGACCUGGAUGGGAUGGACGUCGAUGGUGAGGACGAGGAGGGGGAAGGGCGGAGGAAACGGCGCGAGGUGAAGGGGCAGCAGACGAAGUUCGUCGAGGGGAGCAUCGAGUGCGUCGCUAUGAUUGACGAGGUCACCUUCGUGAGCGGCGGUGAUAGCGGGUCUUUAUCCCUAUGGACCACGCAAAAGAAGAAGCCUGUCUUCACGCAGGCGCUCGCGCAUGGGAUUGACGAGGCACACGUCGACACGGAGGACAUGCCCACGGUCCGCAAGCCGCGCUGGGUGACUGCGAUCGGUGCCCUGCGGUACUCGGAUCUCUUCGCCUCCGGUUCGUGGGACGGCUCUGUCCGCCUCUGGAAGCUCGACGCGAAGCUCAAGUCGUUCGCCCUCUUGGGCACGAUUCCCGCCCCCGGCGUCGUAAAUUCUAUCCAGUUCUGCACGCCCGCGCCAGACUUCCAGGCCGGUGCCACUUGGACGCGCUCUGCGGAAGAUACGGAGGAGCGGUCAAAUAAGGCCCGUGGCCAAGCGCAGGCAAAGACGGUGUUGCUCGUAGCGGGGGUGGGGCAUGAGAUGCGAUUCGGGCGGUGGAUGCAGAGGAAGGGUGAGGGCGUUCUGAACGGCGCACUCGUUGUGGCGUUGCACCCAAGGACAUGA